Molecule: messenger RNA, 3422 nt
Organism: Ictalurus punctatus (channel catfish)
Lineage: Eukaryota; Metazoa; Chordata; Actinopteri; Siluriformes; Ictaluridae
Gene: lrrtm4l1
Product: leucine rich repeat transmembrane neuronal 4 like 1
Exons: 3
Coding region: 1-1926 (641 amino acids)
Molecular function (GO): protein binding
Source: RefSeq, a predicted model, not a curated record
AUGAAGGACCGACUUGAGACUUACGACUUAAGACUUGAGACGCGCGCGUGCCUGCGCGUCUUCAUCGGGUCUGCACCGAGAGGAGACUCGUCGGAGAAUCUCUCGAGAAACCGGAGGGGACACAAAGUGCACGAGACUGGAGGCGAGACGCAGAUAUGGAACAAUCCACUAUUCAAAGAAGACUUACCCCAAGGCGCAAACCACUCAUCAGCACUAAGGAUCGGAAAGCCAGAUUGGAAUUUGCAAAGAAAUACAAGGAUACGCAACCAAAUAUUAAGUGUUAUUGACGGUCUGUCGAGUUGUGCCAAGAGAUUAGCAUGCCUCCUCUCUCUCCUUGCCUCCUUCUUCCAUCUUCUCUGCUCCGGGGAGAAAACAUGUCCUUACAGCUGCCGUUGUGAGAGUAAAAUCGUCCAUUGUGACUCAGCAUCUUUCAUCGAUGUCCCAGAAAACAUUUCAGUAACUUGCCAGGGUUUGUCUCUGCGAAACAAUGACUUGCACACAAUGCUCCCUUACCAGUUUGCCCACCUGAACCAGCUCCUCUGGCUGUACCUGGACCACAAUCAGAUCUCGUUUGUAGACAGCCGUGCUUUCCAGGGCAUACGACGGCUAAAGGAGUUGGUCUUAAGCACCAACAGGAUCUCACAACUACACAAUGCUACGUUCCACGGCGUGCCAAAUCUCCGUAGCCUGGACCUGUCCUAUAACAAACUCCAGGAAUUGCAGCCAGGUCAGUUCCAUGGUCUUCGAAAGCUACAAAAUCUGCAUCUACGCUCCAACGGGCUGACAACAAUUCCUGUUCGGGCUUUCAUAGAGUGCAGAAGCCUGGAGUUUCUGGAUCUGGGGUACAAUCGACUUCGUGUCCUCACGCGUACUACGUUCUUGGGUUUAUCUCGGCUGAUGGAACUGCACCUGGAGCACAAUCAGUUCUCCAGGAUCAACUUCUUUCUUUUUCCACGCCUUGCAAACCUCCGUGGGCUGUAUCUCCAGUGGAACCGUAUCCGGGCAGUUAACCAAGGCUUCCCCUGGAUGUGGUAUACCCUGCAGAAGCUGGACCUGUCUGGCAAUGAGAUCCAGAGUCUGGAUCCUGUGGUUUUCCAAUGCUUGCCAAAUCUUCAGGUUCUUAACUUGGAGUCUAACAAGCUUGCUAAUGUGUCCCAUGAGACGGUGGCAGCCUGGAUUUCCCUCUCAACAAUCAGCCUCGCUGGGAAUGUCUGGGACUGUGGGCCGGGCAUUUGUCCUCUCGUCGCAUGGUUAAAGAAUUUUCGUGGAACUAAAGACACAAGUAUCAUUUGCAGUAACCCUAAACAUCUUCAAGGGGAAAAGGUUAUGGAGGCAACAAAAAAUUAUAUCGAUUGUGAUGAUUUUGAACUCAUUGCCCAAACACCGUUUCCGCACCACACUUGGGAGUCAAGUAUGGAAACUACCCCUGAGCCAAUCUUGCCUUUGACAACUGCCGAACUACCCCUGCCUCCAGCCACCUCUGAACCACCCAUCCCACCAUUGUUGGCUCAACCUCUUCCUUAUCCUACUGUCCCUGAAACCAACCCCAGAGACACCCCUCCGAAUACGCCACCACCCUCCAACAGCCUCCUAGUGACACCGUCUCCAGAACAAGAGGACUUAUCCUUCCAUAAGAUUGUGGUUGGUGGUGUGGCACUUUUCUUUACAACAUCGCUCAUCUUGAUGGUGAUAUACGUCUCCUGUAGACGGUAUCCUGGAGCCACACGGCUGUUGCAACAGCGCUCCGUGGUCGGACGGAAGCGACGGAAAAAGAGUCCCGAGCCAGAACAGAACCUGAGCUCCCAACUGCAGGAAUAUUACAUGAGCUACAACCCUGCUGCUACGCCAGAAGCCAUGGAUGUACUGGCCAAUGGGACUGGUACUUGCACAUGUACCAUAUCCGGCUCCAGGGAAUGUGAGGUAUGACAAUGUCAAGGGCAGCCUAAAAUCAAAACAAAUCAAAGCAAAUGAAACGGCUCUGGACAACAGAGGUAAACUUCUUCAUUGUGUACGCCAUUCGUACUCACUUGAGUAAGCAUCAGGAUAAGCACCCUUGACUCCUUAUAGUCAAUAGGCUUUAUGACUUAUUCCCUUUUCGCUUUUAGAGCCAGCUUUACACUGUACGAUUUUCGGCUUGAUUUUAUUCUCGUUACUUCUGUCCCGAAAACAUGCAUCAGAGAGUACAAACCAAAGUCGCGUCCCAAAUGACAUACUAUGAAUUUUAGAAAGGUCGUAUCAUCUAUAACGGAACACUAGCGAAUUUUUCACUAACUGUAAGGAAUAAGCCGUUUCCCAGUCGUUGGUCCAUGAUGUCAAACGCACGUAAUGUGACACCACUAGCUUUACCAGAGUACCCAUUUGCAACGAAAAAACAUUUAUUCAUUAUACUGUUUAUGUCAGAAUGACUUUUUAUGCCCAACAUGACCUGAGUCACCGUCAGACGGAGGCCUAAUCGUCACGUGACCCAAGUCCUCUAAGACAGUGGAAGCAUUUUAUAUUACUAAACUCGGUUUGAUGAAUGUCCACGUUUAUGCAAAUCCAUCGAUGACCUAAUGACCUAGACGUCAUCCCACAGCGUGAAAAGAGCGCUGAAAUCGCACAGUGUAAACCCGGCUUACGUUUACCAAUCACACAAUUUAGCACGUUGCACCAAGACACAUUAGAAUCAUUGAGAAUCAGGAGUCAAUGGUUACUUAACCAAACUGAUUCGAUUGCAGCAAUGCUUCACUCACUAUUUCUUUUGCACUUCAUUAUUUUAUUCAGUUUGCUCCGCCGCAGCGUUCGGAUUGGCCAUGCAGUAUUUCUUCGGGGGGAAAAAAAAAAACCCAGAGCUAUGAAAUCCAGAUGCACGGCGAACCAUUUAUUUAGUGGAAAAGUGUUAUUUUAUUGCACUUGCCAUCACUAGCGGUAAUGAGUAGCAUUAGCGCACAUAUUAAAUAUGGCCAAAUUAAAGCUUUCGGUUUGCAUUUCACGGAAGACUUAACGGUCGUACGUCUUGAUGUGAAACUGAUUUUGCUUGUUGGAUUACCAUGGAACAGAUGUCGAAUGAUUCAUUUUCAGCAAAAGGCACAGAAGGCACUUGAAAUAUAGAUAUAGAUAUAGAUCUGCAAGGCUCAUUAGUGAGGAAAGGAAACUGCUUUCCUCCUACCUGACUAUAAUUACUUGUAUUUAAUGUAGACGAUGGACUUUUUGUCUCUCUUUUAUCUCUUUUACCUCCUUCUGCAGAACCAUAUGUGCCAAUUUCGCAAGAUUAAAAUGGAAGUGGAGAGAUUGUAGGACAUUUAAUAUGGGUUUGGUGGAGUGUUUGUUCUUAGGGGUGUUACAGUUUGAAAAUAUCACACUAUGAUAACCUAUUCUAAAAAAAAAUAUAUCACAGUUAUUAAUCAACCAUUUUAAAAACACAUGAGCUGGUGGUGAAAUAU